Messenger RNA from Lycium ferocissimum, 1754 nucleotides. Its product is annotated as transcription factor VOZ1. Lineage: Eukaryota; Viridiplantae; Streptophyta; Magnoliopsida; Solanales; Solanaceae. The coding region runs from base 66 to 1502 and encodes 478 amino acids. The record is from RefSeq and is a predicted model, not a curated record. Gene Ontology annotation, biological process: regulation of DNA-templated transcription; positive regulation of long-day photoperiodism, flowering. The transcript is spliced from 4 exons.
GCUAAGUAUAUUUACUUGUUGGUUUUUGCAGGUGAGGAGUUGAGGGUAUUCUUCUGUUUGAUUGGAUGAGGAAGGUUUCGAAGAGGGGUGCAUGUAAGUCUGCAUCGCACCAGCUCUUCAAGGACAGGGCAAAGAACCGUGUCGAUGAUCUGCAGGGUGUGUUAACUAAUCUACAAUCUGCAAGGAAGGAAAGCCGAACUUUUGAUGUUGGGUUGCUUGAAGAGCAAGUCCACCAGAUGCUGCGAGAAUGGAAAUCCGAGCUCAAUGAACCAUCCCCGGCUUCUUCUUUCCAGGGAGGAAGUCGUGUUUCAUCAUCAGCAGAUAUCUAUAAACUGCUAUUGGGUGAGGAAGAAGAUGAUGCCACCAGUGGAUUAGCUGCACCUAAGCCUGAGCCUGAUGCUCAAAAAGUUAGUGUUACGGGUUUUCAAGAGGGUUACAAUGUAACUCAGGUGCUGCACGAGCAAGGUUUCCAGUUGGUUGAUCAAUGCAACAAAGGCUUGCCUCUAAUGGUUAAUAACGCAGGAGUUAACAAUCUCGGCAUUGCAACACAAUUGGAUUACCAUUCUUUUGAUUUGCAUCAAGAAUACGAUCAGCAGUACUUACCUGGUUUUGAUGCUUUAAAUCUUUGUCUAGAGGAUGCUAUGCCUCCUAUUCAUAUUAGUCCUCCUCCCUCUGCUUUCUUGGGGCCGAAAUGUGCACUUUGGGAUUGUCCUCGACCUGCGAUGGGGUCCGACUGGUGUCAGAAGUCUCAAGACUACUGCAGUGACUAUCAUGCUUCUCUUGCACCUAACGAAGGCUAUCCUGGGAGACCUCCAGUUGUUCGGCCAACGGGUAUUGGCUUAAAGGAUAAUUUGCUUUUUCAAGCUCUUUGUGCAAAGGCACAUGGAAAAGACGUUGGUGUUCCCGAGUGUGAGGGUGCUGCCACGGCAAAGUCCCCCUGGAAUGCACCUGAGCUCUUUGAUCUUAAGGUUGUUGAAGGUGAAACUAUUAGGGAGUGGCUUUUCUUUGAUAAGCCUCGAAGAGCAUUUGAAAGUGGAAAUAGGAAGCAGAGGUCAUUACCCGACUAUAAUGGACGGGGUUGGCAUGAGUCAAGGAAGCAAAUGAUGAAUGAAUUUGGAGGGCUGAAGAGAUCCUACUACAUGGAUCCACAACCGAUGAAAAAUCUUGAAUGGCAUCUUUACGAGUAUGAGAUCAACAAGUAUGAUGCAUGUGCCUUGUACAGAUUGGAACUGAAACUUGUUGAUGGAAAAAAAAGCCCCAAAGGGAAGUUAACCAAUGUCUCAGUUGCUGAUCUGCAAAAGCAAAUGGGAAGACUGACUGCUGAAUUUCCUUUGGACAAUAAGCGAACCGUUAAGGGCAGAGCAAAGGCCAAUAUGAAAAAUGUGGGAAACAUUCAUGCUGCACCGGUUCCAAUUGUUCCAACUUGUGAAGGGUAUGAUUAUGGGACCACCGAUCCGUACGAUUAUCUUGUAGACGAUCUGGAUGGCUACUUCGUAACAUAAUUAUAUUCAUUCGAUUAUGCUCAAGAGGCGUUCUGCCUUUGUAUUAUACACCAGUUUCAUCUUAGACUCGAACAUUCGGUGGUAGAUGUGUUACCCGGGUUCUGUUUAUUUAUCAGUCGGGGUCAACCGGAUGCCUCCUGUUUCCGUGGGCUUAUGGUCAAUGCUUCAUUGUCAUCUGAGACGCGGUCCUAUCUAACUAUGGAGCAAUUUAACUGCAUGAAAAUGAAAACCUGUUUACUUCUUUGCGAAUUA